Messenger RNA from Raphanus sativus (radish), 1635 nucleotides. Its product is annotated as probable pectinesterase/pectinesterase inhibitor 60. The transcript is spliced from 2 exons. Gene Ontology annotation, biological process: cell wall modification. Lineage: Eukaryota; Viridiplantae; Streptophyta; Magnoliopsida; Brassicales; Brassicaceae. The coding region runs from base 4 to 1629 and encodes 541 amino acids. The record is from RefSeq and is a predicted model, not a curated record. Gene Ontology annotation, molecular function: pectinesterase activity; pectinesterase inhibitor activity.
ACGAUGAUGCAUAAAAUCUCUAUUCUAUCUCUACACUUAUUAUUAGUACUCUGUCUCCAUCCUUUCACCACCACAGCCGACGGUAAUUUCACCACCGGCAUUGAUACGUGGUGCGAUCAAACUCCAUACCCUGAUCCAUGCAAUCACUACUUCCAACGCCACAACGGUGGUUUUCGCGUACCAACCCAUCUAUCCGAGUUCCGAGUAAUCUUGGUGGAAGCAGCCAUGGAUCGGGCCAUAUCCGCUCUGGACAAGCUGAAGCUGUCUGGUCUGAACUGUACUGACUGCCCGAAACAAGCCAUUUUGACAGACUGCAUUGACCUAUAUGGAGACACUGUCCUGCAGCUAAACAGGACGCUACAAGGCUUGCCUUCAAAAGCCACCGGAGAACCGUGCACGGACGUUGACGCUCAAACGUGGCUGAGCACCGCGCUUACAAACACAGAGACUUGCCGACGCGGCUCAUCCGAUCUUAACGUCUCAGAUUUCACCACACCAAUCGUUUCAAACACCAAGAUCUCCCACCUAAUAAGCAACUGCUUAGCCGUCAACGGAGCCCUCUUGACUACCGGAAACAAUGAUACCACCACCGCUGGUGAUCCGAAGGUUUUUCCAGCAUGGGUUUCCCGUAAAGAGAGGAGACUUCUGAAAUUGCCAUCGGCACUUACCGUCCCAGCCAACGUCGUGGUGGCCAAGGACGGAUCGGGACAUUUCAAGACUGUGCAAGCAGCUAUUGACCUGGCUGGACGGAGAAAGGUUACGUCAGGGAGGUAUGUGAUAUACGUGAAGAGAGGGAUAUAUCAAGAAAACAUAAACGUACGUCUCAAUAAUGAUAAUAUAAUGUUGGUCGGCGACGGAAUGAGAUACACCAUUAUCACCGGAGGUCGUAGUGUCAAAGGAGGCUACACGACUUACAGUUCUGCCACUGCCGGUAUCGAGGGACUUCACUUCAUAGCGAAGGGCAUAACAUUCCGGAACACAGCGGGUCCGGCUAACGGCCAGGCCGUGGCACUCCGGUCAUCUUCAGACCUCUCAAUCUUUUACAGAUGCGCAAUGGAAGGAUACCAAGACACACUGAUGGUCCAUUCGCAACGCCAAUUUUACCGCGAGUGCUACAUCUUCGGAACCAUCGAUUUCAUCUUUGGAAAUGCAGCCGUAGUUUUCCAAAACUGUAUCAUCCUCCCUCGUCGGCCACUACAUGGUCAAUCCAAUGUAAUAACCGCACAAGGUCGUGCUGAUCCUUUUCAAAACACAGGCAUCUCUAUCCAAAACUCAAUAAUCCAACCAGCUGCCGAUCUAAAACCUGUGGUUCGUAGCGUUAAGACGUACUUGGGCCGGCCUUGGAUGAAAUACUCCCGCACCGUGAUUCUUAAGACGUAUUUGGAUAGUUUUGUGAGUCCAGUUGGGUGGUCUCCGUGGAUUAAAGGUUCGACGUACGCCCUCGACACAUUGUUCUAUGCGGAAUAUAAGAAUAUUGGACCAGCUUCGUCCACGAGAUGGCGUGUCCGUUGGAAAGGUUUUCAUGUCCUAAAUAAAGCUUCUGAUGCUUCUGCUUUCACUGUUGGAAGAUUCAUCACAGGUACUGCAUGGCUCCCACGUACCGGCAUACCCUUCUCUUCCGGACUCUAAAGGCCC